AUGUCGUCAUCCUCCUCACAAAUACUUCCCAAAGUCAUUGUCCAAGUUGGUACCAACCAACUCAUCCCUCUCGAUAUGCAUUCUCUCUUCUCUUCUUCUUCAAUUUCUCCCAAACAAGUCACAUUCAUCGAUGUCUUGGACGCUCUUCAAGACAAGUUGGAAAUCAUUUUACCAGCCAAGUCCUCCGAAAGUUCCAUCUCUAAAACAUUUGCUCAAUCCGAUUAUCAAUCCAUUCUUUCACAACCUUCUCUCGAAUCGGAACAACAAGUGCUUCUCAUGUUGUGGAGUGUGAAAACAAAGAGCUCUCGAAAAAACUUUUUGAGUGGAAUGGUCGAGCGAUCGAGUGCAGCAUUGAGAAGAAAAAUAGAAGGAAAUAACAUUGAUUCCAAUGCUUCAUCUGCCAUGAUGAAUGGAGGAGAUUCGUUGGAAAACGUUGUAGCUGUGAUUUCACCUAUUCCUAUUACUGAAGGAAAGAUCAAAAAGAAAUUAUUGAAAAUGAAUGAAACUGUCUACAGUCAUAGUGGAGAAUGUAUCAAUUUCAAGUUAUUGUCCCAAGUGGCACCUUCCAUCACUGCUUCACUUCCCGAACAAGUUCUUGAAAGUGGUUGUGAUUUCUUGUUUUUGGAAUGUCAUCCCUCGAUUGAAACCUCUCGAGUCACAGUGUUGAACAAUUCUUUGAGCGCCACUUGUCUCAAUGAAACUUUAUUCAAUACGGAGCAUUAUUACUCUCAAUUCAUGUCGAAUUCCAUAUCGUUGAACUCCUCUCUUGAAUCACAAAAGAUUCAAAUGGGAGAUUUAUUGAAUGAGGAAUUAUUGAAACCUGUGAAAAUUCCAUACUUGUUGAGAGUUUGUAUGAAAUAUGUGAGAGAUCAUGGAGGUUUGAAAACUCAAGGAAUAUUUCGAGAGGCUGGAUCGAAACGAAAAUUAUUGGAACUCUCAAAAUUGUUUAACACAUUUAUGGCAUUCCCUCAAAUGUUUGUAAAUAAGAGUAUUGAAAUUCCAGCACAUUUCGGAGUCAUGAUUGCAGCAGAUAUGAUCAAGACGUAUCUUCGAGGAUUACCAGAUUGUUUAUUGACUUUUAGACAAGUAUGA
Messenger RNA from Naegleria fowleri, 1092 nucleotides. RefSeq lists its product as uncharacterized. Gene Ontology annotation, molecular function: GTPase activator activity. Lineage: Eukaryota; Heterolobosea; Eutetramitea; Acrasida; Naegleriidae. Gene Ontology annotation, cellular component: cytoplasm. Gene Ontology annotation, biological process: small GTPase-mediated signal transduction. The transcript is spliced from 2 exons. The record is from RefSeq and is a predicted model, not a curated record. Bases 1 to 1092 code for a protein of 363 amino acids.